UUUCCCCGAGGAGAACAGGUAAUAUAAAUGAUAAACCUCUCAUUCAGUCUUCCUGUUCAGCGGCCAUUGCUACAGGAAAGUGAAAACCGGAAAUUCAUUCUCUAUCUGCUUCCUCGCCGCCGGAAGCCUUCAAUUUUCCUCAAUCUCGAUCAUUUCUCGGUGGCGUACAUCAUCAUUGACGUCUCCUAAAGACUAACCGCAAGUUGCAAUAGAAACCCUAAACAGAGAACUCCCAGUUCUCUUACGAUCUACCGUCCAUCACAUUCAAUUUUGCCACUAAAGCUCGUUUUUUCAUUCUCUUUUUGUCUUAUACAGUUACUUCUAUUGGUCUUUUCUCGCCACAGCAAACAAGAAACGGCCGUCAUCUGCUUUGGUGCUUAAAGCUUAGCUUUUCUUUCGACUGUUGCUGCAUAGUUGGCAAGAAAAGAGAGAGUGAUUUUAAUUUUAUUCAUCUGGGAGAAAAUGGAGAAGGAGGAGUUUAAGGUCUACAACUCAAUGACCCAACAGAAGGAAGUGUUUGUACCGAAAAUUCCUGGCAAGGUUGGCAUGUAUGUCUGUGGUGUAACCUCCUAUGAUCUCAGCCACCUUGGCCAUGCUCGUGCAGCUGUCUGCUUUGACAUCCUCUACAGGUACUUAAAACAUUUGGGCUAUGAAGUUACUUAUAUCAGGAAUUUUACAGAUGUUGAUGACAAGAUAAUUCGUCGUGCAAAUGAGUCUGGAGAAGAUCCGUUGAAAUUAAGCAACAGAUUCUGUGAAGAAUAUCUUAAAGACAUGGAUGCACUUCUGUGUCUCCGUCCAACAUAUCAGCCUCGUGUGAGUGAACACAUGGAACAGAUCAAGGAUAUGAUAAAGCAGAUUAUCAACAAUGACUGUGCCUACGUGGUUGAUGGAGAUGUGUUUUUUUCUGUUAACAAAUCCCCAAAUUAUGGCCAGUUAUCUGGACAGAAGCUGGAACAUAAUAGAGCUGGUGAGCGUGUUGCUGUUGACUCAAGGAAGCGUAAUCCAGCUGACUUCGCACUGUGGAAGGCUGCAAAACCUGGUGAACCAAGCUGGGACAGCCCAUGGGGUCCUGGAAGACCAGGAUGGCAUAUUGAAUGCAGUGCUAUGAGUGCUCAUUAUCUUACAUUCAAAUUUGAUAUUCAUGGAGGUGGAAUAGAUUUGAUAUUUCCACAUCACGAAAACGAGAUUGCACAGAGUUCUGCUGCAUGCCAAGAGAGCAAUAUAGCCUACUGGAUGCAUAAUGGGCAUGUGACUAAUAACAACGAGAAAAUGUCAAAAUCAUUGGGCAAUUUCUUCACAAUUCGUGAGAUUAUUGCUAGGUACCAUCCGCUGGCUUUAAGGCAUUUCUUGAUAAGUGCACACUAUCGCUCUCCUCUCAAUUACACAAUUUCCCAGCUGGAAAGUGCUUCUGAUGCUGUUUAUUAUGUAUACCAGACUUUGCAAGAUCUUCAUGAUGCCAUAUCACCAUAUCAAGAAGAAAUAUCCAAAGUUGGCAUAAAUGCUGGGAUUGCCAAGGAUGGCAAAAAGGUUGGUGUUUCGCCUGAUGCCGAAAAGUGCUUUGACUGUGUCAAUAGUCUACAACGUGAGUUCCAGGCUAAAAUGUCAGAUGAUUUAAAUACAGCCAGUAUACUGACUGGUACAUUCCAAGAAGCUUUGAAAAUCAUAAAUGGUUCUUUGAAGAAGAUCAAGAGGAAAAACAAAGAUUUCAAGAUGAGUGAUCAGAUCAGAACUGAUCUGACAGCAAAAGGAAUUGCGCUUAUGGAUGUUGGCGCGGAAACAGUCUGGAGGCCAUGUGUUCCAUCCGGACAGGAUCAGGAGACAUCUGAAGUCAACGGAGAGCAAAAGAUGCCACCAUUUGAACAACAGAAGUUGAAACCUGGCAUUGAAUUGAUGGUGUCUAAGCCUUGAUUAGGGCGCAGUCAAAUCGGAGGGCAUCUGAUUACAGGUGUGGUAUGUUUCGAUCUACUUGAGCAGGUUGUAUACUGACAACUUCAUAACGUUGAUUUAUGUUGUAACAUUUUUCUGCUGACUUACAAGUUUUCAGAACACAAAGAGAGAUUAGGUUAAGUUGGAAAACCUAUCUGGAUAAAUUAUUUUCAGCUUAUAUUAUAUACAAUACAGAAGCUUGGUUAGACAA
Carica papaya (papaya) is the source of this 2137-nucleotide messenger RNA. The record is from RefSeq and is a predicted model, not a curated record. Lineage: Eukaryota; Viridiplantae; Streptophyta; Magnoliopsida; Brassicales; Caricaceae.